AUGAAAUUCUUUUGCAAAGUGUGCAGUGUUUCCAUCCUUCACAAAACGCCCAGAGGAUGGAUGGACCACAUACGAGGGACAAAACACAAGACGAAAAAAGCAGCUAUUUUAAAGCCUUCAUCCAUUGCCACUAUUAGCACACUAAAGAACAGCGGAAUAAUAACAAACAGUGAAUACAAAGAGAUAGUAAGAAUAGUAAAUACAGCAGAGAACAAGCAGGAAGUAAAAAAAAGCAUUAAAAAGCUCUUCGAAGAGUCUGUGAUCAGAGCAGCCCAAGAAAUAGCGAAUAAAUGA
Molecule: messenger RNA, 294 nt
Organism: Nematocida minor
Lineage: Eukaryota; Fungi; Microsporidia
Exons: 1
Coding region: 1-294 (97 amino acids)
Molecular function (GO): zinc ion binding
Source: RefSeq, a predicted model, not a curated record